AAAAAAAUGAAGAACUUAAAGCAUCAACAUAUGAAAAAAUAACCAAAGAAGCUUUAAAUGAAUUGGAUCCUUAUAUGAGAAGUUAUAUGCAUAGAUAUACUAAAAGGAAAGGAUUAGGGAAAUUUGAUUGUUUAUGUGAAAAAAAAAUAUUCGAUAUAAUUGAUAAAAUUGAUAAAUCAGGUAAAUGUAAUAAAAAGAAGCUUAAGAAAAAUGUACAUUUGAAAUAUGGAUUCGGUUUUUUUACUACAUGUUUAGUUCCAUUAUUUGGAGUAAUUUUACCUGUGUUAGAUAAGAUUUGUAAAUACGGUUGCACUAACAGUCAGAAUGACUCUAUAUUGAAAGCAUCCGGUAUACCAGUGUUAGUUUAUUAUAUUUAUGUUAUAUUCUUUUUAAUAUUAUCAUACAUAAUAUUAAUAUUCAUUUUUUAUAUAAUUAUAAAAAUUGUAAAAUACGAAAAAUUAAAAGCGAUGAAAGGCAAAAUGAAUUUUAAUGUAUAUUGUGUUUUCUUCAGAGAAGUCUUUAGUAAAUGA
This is a messenger RNA of Plasmodium gonderi, 530 nucleotides long. RefSeq names its product variable surface protein. The transcript has a single exon. The annotation marks the transcript as partial. NCBI's taxonomy places the organism in Eukaryota, Apicomplexa, Aconoidasida, Haemosporida, Plasmodiidae. The record is from RefSeq and is a predicted model, not a curated record.